This is a messenger RNA of Coffea arabica (coffee), 2346 nucleotides long. RefSeq names its product F-box protein At5g49610. The record is from RefSeq and is a predicted model, not a curated record. Lineage: Eukaryota; Viridiplantae; Streptophyta; Magnoliopsida; Gentianales; Rubiaceae. Gene Ontology annotation, molecular function: protein binding.
GGAGCUAAGUAAAAUUUUCAGAAACCUCCGACUUCCUUGAGGUUUCGCCACCGCUGUUCCAUCCCCAACUGCUUCGGUAUUUCUAAUCCAGGACGUGGCAGCGGGUGGAAAAACUCUAAUAACCCUGGCUACUGCCGGUAGCAUUUUGAUUGGCAUAAUUUGUGUUUCUACCGAUGCCAUUUUAAGGCUCUUGCACCAACAAUCCUGUUAUCGUGCCUUCACUUUCUGUUCUAUCUGCUGCAAUAAGGCUUGAUAGAUUGCCCACUUUCAAGAUGCAAGCAUUUGGGUAAGAUUUUCAUUCGCCCUUUCUUGUAUUUUGUUCCUAGCUUCCAAUUCAUUUAGAAUCAUGGAUCAAUCAAAUCAAAGAUUGGAAUUUUUCCCGGAUGAUGUAAUCCUGCAAAUUCUUGCAAGAUUGCCUGUAAAAGCCCUUACUAGGAUCAAGUGCGUGUGCAAAUUGUGGUAUCAAUUAGCCUCUGGUGAUUAUUUUCGGCAUGUUCACAAUGAACUUUCUAUCAGAAACCCUAUGGUACUUGUGGAGGUCACUGAUACCUCGUCAGAAUCAAGAUCAAGUUUGAUUUGUGUCGAUAAUUUAAGAGGCGUUUAUGAGUUUUCCUUGGAUUUUAUCAAGGCUAGAGUCAAGGUUAGAGCAUCUUGUAAUGGUUUGUUGUGUUGCUCUAGUAUACCUGAUAAAGGGGUUUAUUAUGUCUGUAAUCCAAUGACUAGAGAAUAUAAAAUGCUUCCCAGGAGUAGGGAAAGGCCUGUUACUAGAUUUUACCCAGAUGGUGAAGCUACGCUUGUUGGCUUAGCUUGCAAUUUGCUGACACAUAACUAUAAUGUUGUGUUGGCGGGUUAUCAUCGACCUUUUGGACACAGACCCGAAAGGACUUUUAUUUGUUUGGUCUAUGAUUCGGAGUCAAAUAAGUGGAGAAAGUUUGUUUCUUUGCAAGAUGAUCAUUUUACGCAUAUGAAUAGGAAUCAGGUUGUGUUUAUUAAUGGCUCCUUGCACUGGUUGACGGGGAGUUGCACUUGUUUGCUCGUUUUGGAUUUGGAAUGUGACAUGUGGAGGAGAAUUUUAUUGCCAAAUGAGGUGAAUUGCGCUGUUGGGAACCGUGCCUACUUGUUGGAGUCAGAAGGAUGCUUGUCUGUGAUUCAAAUAUCAGAGGCUUGGAUGAAUAUCUGGGUAAUGAAAGACUAUGAGAGGGAAGAAUGGCAUAUGGUUGAUAAAGUCAGUCUCCGAUGUAUCAGAGGGAUGGUUCCAGGCAUUUUUCCAAUAAGUCAGACGGGUGAAUAUGUUUUUUUGGCAACACAUAAGCAGGUUUUGGUCUACCAGCUCAAGAACAAAGUGUGGAAGGAGAUGUACUCUGUGAAGAACAGCUCCACACUGCCAUUAUGUAUGAUCAGUUGGUUGAUGAUUAUUUCCAAUCCCCUACCUGGUUUGGCAACUCCAAUUCUGCUGUUGGGUCUGGUUUCCUGUUGUUCAAGCCUCUCAUCACUUGUAUGACCAGUCAACCGUCGCAACCUAUUGUCACAUUCGAUUCUCAAUAUUGAGCUGCUUUUGGGCCAUCAAGUCAUCAUUUCCUUGUGCAGUGUUCAGCCAACUGACUGACUAGUUAAUAGAAGUUUACAUAUUAAUGUGUCGGUAAAGCUGCUUCAGACGCAUAAAGAAAAUUAAUUGGUCAGCUUAUCAGUUGUUUUGUGCACUUUUCAAGUGUUUGAUGUUGCCGUAUGCUCUGGUGGGCUGAUAGUGAUAAAGAAGUUGUUUCUGGCUUUGUUGGAAAGAGUUCGACAGGAAAAAGAUGCAUGCAGUUUGUUUUUGUAGCUAAGGAUGAGUGUCUCUGCGGUGCCUCUAAAGCAUAAAUAGUGUGCGAAAUUUAACAUCAGGAUGUUGUGGUGAAACUGGUCUUUGUAUUGGACUCAUUGUGAUGUAUAUUCUGGAUCUGGGCUGCUGGUUUACUGUGAAAGCACCAAUGCGUUGCAUUCAGGACACUUGAUAUGAAAUGCCGGCAUCAAGUGCAACAGCUCUUCGUUUAGAAAUUGAUUUGCCGAGGAAAGAAGUGUUGCCUAUCUAUUCCAUGGCUUUGGCUGAGCUGUUCUGGGAUGGAUUGCAUAUCUACGGUUUCAUGCUGAACUACUGUUGUCGUUGCUGUUGUUUUUCCUUUUUAACGACUUCGUGAUUGUUCAGAAGUCAGAGCUAAUCAAGAAUAAAAUGCAACUAAAUGUUUCUGCUGUCAAAAAAGCCACUGCUAAUUUGGUUUCUUUUUUAUUUUGAAAAUGUCCACUCUGUUAAUUCGACUAAUUUGUCUUGGAUCCACCAUCACCAUGUAUCUGCAUACUUCAAUUUUCCCA